This is a messenger RNA of Sphaeroforma arctica JP610, 215 nucleotides long. RefSeq lists its product as hypothetical. The record is from RefSeq and is a predicted model, not a curated record. Lineage: Eukaryota; Ichthyosporea; Ichthyophonida. The transcript has a single exon. The annotation marks the transcript as partial.
UGCAAUUGCAGGCAAGUUCGACAUUGAACACCAUUCAGUGCUAUUUGUUGCGCCUGAACACCUGCUAUCCCCGCCGUUAGUAGCCUCUACCGACAGUGAUACGGUUGCCAUAGUGAUUGGCCCCAAUCCGUUCACCUUUGCACUGGAACGGAUGUGUGUCUCUGGUCGCACACACACUGGAGGCUUGCGUCUCCGGCACAGCGACGAUCACACUG